UUGGAUGCGUCUCAUCUUCCGCGCCGACGACAACCUCGCGCGGCGAGAUGUCGUCUCCUUGUGAUCGUGAUGAGAGCACGCACUGUCGCUUGCUCUCGGGGGAGCAGAAGAUGGCCGCCGAUUGGUCGACAGCGGCGAGCGUCGAGCGACGCGCGGCGAGAGCGAGACGGAGCAUACAUCACGACACGAGAGCGACCGAGACGGAUAUCAUCUGUCGUUACGUCGCCUGAUACAGAUUGUCCGGCGGGCGAGUUUAGGUGUAUCAUUGAGAGUGCGUUAUAUUAA
This is a messenger RNA of Danaus chrysippus (African queen), 285 nucleotides long. The record is from the annotation of a GenBank genome assembly. NCBI's taxonomy places the organism in Eukaryota, Metazoa, Arthropoda, Insecta, Lepidoptera, Nymphalidae.